UUUUUUUGUUGUUGAAAAGUGAUAUACUGUAAUUAAAUAAAAAAGUCAAUUACCUAUUUAUAAAUAAUAACAACACAUAUCACACACAUAUUUAUUUACUUCAAAAAUGGUCCGGGGUUGUUGUGGCUGUUGUUCGGCUCUUAGGCCACGAUAUAAGCGAUUGGUUGAUAACAUCUAUCCAUCCAAUCCUCAGGAUGGUUUGGUUAAGUCAAAUAUGGAGAAACUUAUUUUUUAUGCCCAAUCGUCGCCCGAAAAGUUAGACCGAAUCGGUGACUAUGUGGCCCGUAAAGUGGCCCGAGAUUUGUCUCGGCAUAGAAAUUGUUAUGUUGUGGUAGCCAUGGAAGCAAUGGACCAAUUGUUGGUCGCAUGUCACGCACAGACACUAAAUCUAUUUGUCGAAAGUUUCCUAAAAAUUAUUCAACAACUAUUGGAAAGCCAGGAGCCGGAUAUGCAGAUAUUGGCCACACAAUCGUUUGUUAAGUUUGCGAACAUCGAAGAGGACACACCAUCCUAUCACCGGAGAUACGACUUUUUUGUAUCGAAAUUUUCCUCACUCUGUCACAAUGGUAACAACAAUCUGGAGAUACGGAAUACAUUGAGAACGGCCGGCUUGAAUGGCCUCAAAGGUGUCAUCCGGAAGACAGUCAGUGAUGACUUGCAGGCAGACAUCUGGGAGGAGACACACAUGGAUAAGAUAGUACCGUCACUGUUGUUCAACAUGCAGUGCCAGGACGUUAUCGGAGCAUUGACCACAACAACAACCGACUCGACCGCCGGCGCUAACACUACUGUUCCCGCGGCUGCCAUAGCCGAAGAAUGUCUGAAAGAGCUGGUCGGUCGGGCCGCUUUCGGACACGUGCACAGUGUAGUCAAACCUAUAUUAAAACAUUUAGAUAAUCAUCAUCUGUGGUCGGCCCGUCAUCCCAAUGAAUUUGCUGUCCAUUCAUUCAAAAUUAUAAUGUAUUCAAUUCAAGCUCAACACUCCUACGCAGUCAUACAGAUGCUGAUGAGCCAUCUGGACGACAUCAGCCGAUCGGCCGAGCCGUUUGACAGCCAAAUUAAAAUCCGUACCGGUAUUGUCAAUGUAUUGUCGCAGAUCGUAGCCAUAUCGGCAUCCGAAUCAAUUGGUCCGUCCGUACUCGAGAUGAUCAACUCGCUGUUGCAUCACUUGAGAACAUCCAUAAGCAAUAUCCAAGAGAUGGGCUACGCUGACGAAGAGGAACUAUUCCAGAAGACAGUGAUCGAUACGUUGGGCGAGUUUGCCAACAAUUUGCCCGACUAUCAGAAAAUCGAAAUUAUGAUAUUUAUAACGAGUAAAGCGCCGCCAACUGCGGCCGUAUCGUCAACCGAUAGUCAGCUACAGAAUAUCAUAUUGAAGUCACUGCUCAAAGUCACAACAAAGUACAAAACAGUUCAGAUGACCAAAGCGUUUCCGACAUCGUUUCUGAAUCCGCUACUCUCCCGAUCGUUGGCCUCCAAUCCGAAAGUACGGCUAACUGUUCAACGAAUAUUUCAUCAGCUGCUGGACAGACACAACAAUCUCGGCAAACUGUCCCGACCAGUUAGUCUGUCGUCACCCGAUAUGUUGGCCAUGGAAAAGACCGACCGACACGAUCUGAUGUUUAUGAAAAAACAUGGAACCGAACUCCUGUUUCAUAUCUACGAAACUAUACAGAUUGCUAACAAUACCCAACAAAACUUUGCAGCCAUUUAUACGACACUGGCUCUACUGUGUGUUGAACUAAACUCUGAGGAAACCCUAACCGAAUUGUUGCGGUUAACGUUUGCCGUCCAGGAUCUGGCAGUGGCCAAGACAUCGACACUGAGCGAACCCCAUAAGUCAUCCAUUCAUUGUCUAGUAUCUGGUUUUCUGCAUCUGAUCGGCCAUUUGACGGCAAUUCCCGCUUACUGUGCGCACGUCGAACAGGUUAUCAAAAUGCGUAACGAGAGGACACCGUGGCUGUUGCCCGAGUACAGUGCCGAUACCAAGUCGGCUCUCGGCAGCGGAGGACACAACAACAAGAAGCAGGAUGUAAUCGAUUCGACACUGUUAUGUUCAACACCUGAUGACCUAUUGGACGAAUUAGUGUUCAACAGGGCUGUCAUUUCGCAGGCAUUGCAAAGCAGUGGACACGAUGUUAGCAAUUUGAUGACACCGUUUAUGCCGCCAAAUGUCGUCGACUCAACAAUGACCAGAAGUGUUAGCGAUAUCAACACUAUUACUGUCGAAGUAGACAGUGUUAACUCAUCGCCAGGAUUGCCACGAAGACAACCAGAAGAAGAUAUAACCUUCGAAUCGUUGCGUAAGAUCAUCAAUGAGCCGAUUUCAGCCAAACAGGAUGAGCUCGAAUGCAAACGUCUUCAGAUUGUCGACCGUUUCCGUAACUCGUCGUUUCACGAUCUCAUCAAUCGAUACGAACGAAAGCAGUCAAACGAUUUACAACAUAAACUAUUUGAAACGUUUUCGAGAUUUUCGACACCAAUUAAAACGAUUGAAUCAAUUGGUGGACAUGAACUAAGUGUUGACAUCGAAGUUAACAACGCUAUGGAUUGUGUCGAUGGAAUAACCAGCGAUGUCGAGGCGGACGACGACGGCGGCAAUGAUGAUGAUAUCGAUAAUAGUCAGAGAGGGCUGGGAUUACGUAAACAGUUGACAGUCGACGACAAUAGUUGGCAUUUCUAUGACAAUCCAUUGAGAGAGUUAUGUUCCGAAACUGAUGUCAAUAGCGCCGGACCACCGCUUUUUGCUCUCAAAUUUCCCGAACUAUUUGUUUAUUAGUUCUCUCAUUAUAUAUAUAUAUAU
Oppia nitens is the source of this 2803-nucleotide messenger RNA. RefSeq names its product protein EFR3 homolog B-like (gene stmA). The transcript is spliced from 8 exons. Gene Ontology annotation, biological process: protein localization to plasma membrane. The record is from RefSeq and is a predicted model, not a curated record. The coding region runs from base 107 to 2779 and encodes 890 amino acids. Gene Ontology annotation, cellular component: plasma membrane. NCBI's taxonomy places the organism in Eukaryota, Metazoa, Arthropoda, Arachnida, Sarcoptiformes, Oppiidae.